AUGUUCAGCAGGAUCAACCAGGUCGUUCGACACUUAUCACGUCCGGUACCGAAUUUCGCACACUCGUUGGCGGCGAGAGCUGAAGCUUCAUCGAUCACGUCAUCGAUCAUGGCGGGCGCAACCCAGCAGCAAAAAAGUCUGAUCCACACGGCCGCCUGUUUAAUCAUAGGCGAUGAGGUGCUUGGAGGCAAGACAGUAGAUACCAACUCAGCAUACUUCGCCAAGUGGUGUUUCUCAUUGGGCAUCAAUCUCCGUCGUGUAGAGGUCAUCGCCGACGAUGAGGGCGAGAUCAUUGAAGCCGUAAAGCGCAUGUCCAACAACUAUGACUUUGUCGUCACUAGUGGAGGCAUCGGCCCAACGCACGACGACAUUACCUACCAGUCCAUAGCCAAGGCCUUUAGCCUGCCCUUGAAGUUGCACGAUGCGGCUUACGAGCGUAUGAAACGCCUCUCGAAGCCACACAAGUCGCAACCAAACUUUGAUUGGAACGUACCUUCAGCCGCACUUACGGCCAAAAAACGCAUGGUGGAGCUGCCCCUUGACGAUGCGAUCCCAGAUCAAGAUCAAGUCAUCUUUGUCAAUGAGACAUUAUGGGUCCCCGUCAGCUGUGUGAACGGAAACGUUCACAUUCUGCCCGGCGUACCUAGGUUGUUCGAAGCUAUGAUCGAUGGGAUGAGGCCUCGUGUUUUACCGCGCUUGACAGAUCCAGAAGGCAAGGGCGUGCUGCGUAUUCUCAUCUCAACACCUCUGGCCGAAAGCGCUAUCGCUGGGUACCUAACAGAGUUGGCAGCCAAGACAGAGCCAAAAGGCGUCAAGGUGGGCAGCUAUCCCCGAUGGGGCAAGGAUCACAACACGGUGACACUCGUUGGUCGCGAUGUGGAGUUCAUGGAGAGCUUGGUCCCAGAGGUUGAGGAGAACGUACACGGCAAGCGUGUGGAGAUUGAGGGCCAGGACGAUGGAAAUACUUCAGACAAGGACACUUAG
Messenger RNA from Ascochyta rabiei, 984 nucleotides. RefSeq lists its product as uncharacterized. Bases 1 to 984 code for a protein of 327 amino acids. The transcript has 4 exons. Lineage: Eukaryota; Fungi; Ascomycota; Dothideomycetes; Pleosporales; Didymellaceae. The record is from RefSeq and is a predicted model, not a curated record.